Molecule: messenger RNA, 2757 nt
Organism: Actinia tenebrosa (Australian red waratah sea anemone)
Lineage: Eukaryota; Metazoa; Cnidaria; Anthozoa; Actiniaria; Actiniidae
Product: glutamate receptor ionotropic, kainate 2-like
Biological process (GO): monoatomic ion transport
Cellular component (GO): membrane
Molecular function (GO): signaling receptor activity; ligand-gated monoatomic ion channel activity
Source: RefSeq, a predicted model, not a curated record
AUGUUUUGCUUAAAAGUGUUUUGGCGAUCGUUGCUUUUCCUAUGGAUACUUCUCCUGAAUUUCUUCUGCGCUGAAUCCUUUCCAACCGAAGUCAAGAUAGGUAGGAUCUUUUGCAAAGAUUGUGACAUGACGGAAAAACGAGCAUUUCUUCUUGGCAUUAAAUACAUCAACAACAGCACUUCCAUCCUACCAAACGUUCAGUUGCUUGUGGAACUAAAUGACACGGAUUGGUUGGAUUCUUUUAACAACAUUGAGACAGUUUAUUGGCAGAUUUACAAAGGGGCUGUCGCAAUCAUUGGUCCUAUGACAUCGCCUAUGGUGAAGAUUACCUAUCCCUUUUGUGAAGGAUUUGGUGUACCGCAAAUCGCUCCUUAUGCUACUGAUUCGCCUUUCGAGUUUUCUUCUCACUUCUACAAGUAUUUUCUACGGAUGAGCAGUAGUGAUUCCAUCGAGAACCAAGUGAUUGCAGAUUUUAUAGCUCACUUUAACUGGACUCGUCUGGCUCUCAUCUCAUCUCGAAGUGAAUAUGGCCUCAACGGACUUGUCACUUUGAAGGACAUUGCAUCCCACAAUGGUUGGCAAAUCCUAGCGUAUGAAACCUUUCAAGAACACAAGAAUAUUUYCCUUAUCAAUGCAACAAAUCAACUCAUGCACAUCCGCAGUCGUGGCGCAAGAAUCAUCAUCCUGAAUUGUAUUGCUAUGUAUGUUCCAUCGAUUCUGAAACAGGCUCGUGAUUUGGGAGUGUUAAAAAACCGUGUAUGGAUACUUACCAGCGGAGCAUUUGGACCACACGAGCCAUUUUAUACGGGUAUGACAGCACCGGACUAUCUACGAGGUGUCGUAGGUAUACGGCAUACUUUUGGGCACGGACAAAUGUCGGAUGCUUUCAAAACUGCUUGGAAGAGCGCGGGCUAUCCUGAAAUAUCCUUUGGAAAUGAAGCUGCAGCCGGUCAUACCUUUGAUGCAGUGCUAGUGCUCGCUGAAGGUCUUCAAAACUUUUUUGAUCAUGGAUAUAACAUCUCGAACGUAACUCAAAAGUUUGGAAUUUAUACGAAAUCCGAAACAGCUCCCAGACCUGAAGGAAAAUAUCUGAUGGAAUACUUGAGUAACGUGAAUACUUCAGGCGUUAUGUCUGAUAACUUGGCGUUUGAUAGCAGUCGUUCACCUGUUCAAGACGAGUUUGAGGUUGUAAAUCUGCGAACUUAUGGAUUCGAGAAAGUUGGACAUUGGAAUCCUAAGGUUAGGCUUGUCAUGGAGCCGAACAAAGAAAUCGUGUGGUCCUCAGGAAAAGUCGACAUUCCUUCAGACAGCACCCACCUGAUAGAGAACAGGACUCUGAAGGUCGUCACCAUCGAGGAACAUCCUUUUGUGUACAUGUUUACUUCGGAAAAGGACGGAAAGAAAGAGUACAGAUUUAGUGGCUAUUGCAUCGAGUUGCUUGACAAAUUGGCUGAGAAAAUGAAGUUUAACUACGAGAUUUACCCUGUCUCAGACAAUAAGUUUGGUUCACUGGAUUCAUUAACUAAAGAAUGGAAUGGCAUGGUGAAGGAACUUCUGCAGGGAAAAGCUGAUAUUGCAGUGGCUUCUUUUACAAUCAGCCCUGAGAGACAACGCGUUAUUGACUUCACUCAACCUUACAUCAACCUUGGUCUAACAGCUUUGAUUAAAUCGGUCACUAAAACCUCUGAAUACUUCUCGUUCUUCAGGCCGUUUCGCUACGACAUGUGGCUUGCAAUAGGAGUGACUAUGAUUGUUGUUGGCUUCUUUCUGUGGUUUUUCAGUACAUUCAGUCCCUAUGGAUACUAUGGUCGCUGUGUUCAGACAUGCUUAAGCAGAGUGCAUCCAGAACAUCUCAAGUUUCGGGACACUUUGACUCUUGUAAGGUCUCUUUGGUCGACAGUAGUUUACUACGUUGGACAAAGCUCUGACCAUCUACAUCCUGUGAGUUCACCAGGAAGGAUCACUGUUGCCGUAUGGUGGUUUGCCAUUCUCAUAAUCAUGUCAUCGUACACUGCUAACCUUGCUGCCUUUCUUACAAUUCAGCGUUUUUCAUCUCCCGUGAAAACUGUAGGCGAACUGGCACAACAAAGGAGUAUUUCAUAUGGCACAGUGCAAAACAGUCAACCACAAGCUUUCUUUGAAACAUCAACGAUCCCGAGCUUUGUUACCAUGUGGCAGUACAUGCAAUAUCAUCAAACCCUCGUUAAAAGCAGCUCAGAAGGUAUAGAGAGAGCUAAAAACGAAAAUUACGCUUUUAUAUGGGAUUCUGUGGUAUUGGAGUACAUUGCGCAUAAGCAGAAUGAGUGUGGCUCUUUGAUAACUGUUGGGAGUCUUCUUGGUAAGAUUGGCUAUGGAUUUGGGCUCCAAAAGGAUUCGCCUUACACUCAACAGCUUAGCAAUGCCAUCCUUGAGCUUCGUCACAAGGGUGUAAUGGACAUACUUGAAAAGAAAUGGAUUCACUCGGAUGAAAGAUGCAGCGGGAAACCCGGUGCGGCAGGAGAAGAUGGAAAUCAGCUGGGGUUAGGAGACCUCGCAGGAAUAUUCAUCGUCGUCGGUGCAGGAAUCGCAAUAAGCUUUGUUGUUCUUGCGUUUGAAUGGCUUUGGGCGGCUCACAAGGACACAGAGGUGGAACAAGAAGAUACGGCCUCGAAACCAAGUAUAAUCUCAGCUUUGCAUUCACGUCGAAUACGAGCGUUCCAUGACUGGAGGCAUCGAGAAGAUAUCCCUAAAGUACGAAAACAUGCUACUUUGAUAUGA